UUGGUUUCUAGUUUAUGAAUGAAGGUAUUAAAUGGGCGAGGCCUUUCCGUCAUCUCAAUCAGGCGUGGAUUUUGAGAACAGGGUUUAUUUUCGUUCGGUCCUUGUAGAGUUAUAGUUUAACUUGGUUCUUCUUAUUCUUUUACGGAAAAAGGUGUUUGUGAUAAGGGUUUAAAAUUCUAGCCAAGUUGAAUUUUUUUAGGUGUUACCUUUAAAACAUAAAUAUUCGAAUUACUAUGAAGUUUGAUUAUUUUUGGUGAACGAUUUCAUAGAACUGGAACUACUUUGUGGUUUUCAAGAAGAGCGGACGUUUAUGCCACGCUGUUUAUUGUGAUUGUAUUUACAUAUGGAUGUACAAUAAAUAUUCAACAUGGGAAUUAAAGCUACAAGGAUAAAAACUCUACAAAAUGUCUGUGUUCUGUUACUUCUCCACGCUGGAUUAGCAAACACAUCAACAACAACACCUGAAGUCACAACGACACCUGAAGUCACAACGACACCAGAAGUUACAACGACACCUGAGGUCACAACGACACCUGAAGUCACAACGACACCUGAAGUCACAACGACACCAGAAGUCACAACGACACCAGAAGUCACAACAACACCAGAUAUCACAACGACACCUGAAGUCACAACGACACCAGAAGUCAUAACGACACCCGAAGUCACAACGACACCUGAAGUCACAACGACACCAGCUGUCACGACAACACCUGAAGUAACAACGACACCUGAGGUUACAACGACACCAGAAGUUACAACGACACCUGAAGUUACAACGACACCAGAAGUCACAACGACACCAGAAGUCACAACAACACCAGAAGUCACAACGACACCCGAAGUCACAACGAUACCUGAGGUCACAACGACACCUGAAGUCACAACGACACCGGAUGUCACAACGACACCAGAAGUCACAACGACACCAGAAGUCACAACGACACCCGAAGUCACAACGACACCAGAGGUUACAACGACACCCGAAGUCACAACGACACCUGAGGUUACAACGACACCAGAAGUGACAACAACACCUGAAGCGACAACGACACCCGAAGUCACAACGACACCAGAAGUUACAACGACACCUGAAGCGACAACGACACCAGAGGUCACAACGACACCAGAAGUCACAACGACACCAGAAGUCACAACAACACCUGAAGUGACAACGACACCUGAAGCGACAACGACACCAGAGGUCACAACGACACCAGAAGUCACAACGACACCAGAAGUCACAACAACACCAGAAGUCACAACGACACCAGAAGUCACAACGACACCAGAAGUCACAACAACACCAGAAGUCACAACGACCCCUGAAGCGACAACGACACCUGAGGUCACAACGACACCUGAGGUAACAACGACACCAGAAGUCACAACAACACCUGAGGUCACAACAACACCAGAGGUUACAACGACACCAGAAGUCACAACGACACCAGAAGUCACAACGACACCAGAAGUCACAACGACACCAGAAGUCACAACGACCCCUGAGGUCACAACGACACCAGAAGUCACAACGACACCCGAAGUCACAACGACACAUGAAGUCACAACGACACCAGAAGUCACAACGACACCAGAGGUCACAACAACACCAGAGGUUACAACGACACCAGAAGUCACAACGACACCUGAAGUCACAACGACACCAGAGGUCACAACGACACCCGAAGUCACAACGACACCUGAAAUUACAACAACACCAGAGGUUACAACGACACCUGAAAUUACAACGACACCUGAAGUGACAAUGACACCUGAGGUCACAACGACACCUGAGGUCACAACGACACCUGAAGUGACAACGACACCUGAGGUCACAACGACACCUGAAGUGACAACAACACCUGAGGUCACAACGACACCUGAAGUCACAACGACACCUGAAGUCACAACGACACCUGAAGUUACAACGACACCUGAAGUCACAACGACACCCGAAAUCACAACGACACCAGAAGUCACAACGACACCUGAGGUCACAACGACACCAGAAGUCACAACGACACCUGAGGUCACAACGACACCUGAAAUCACAACGACACCUGAAGUCACAACGACACCAGAAGUGACAACGACACCUGAGGUCACAACGACACCUGAGGUCACAACAACACCUGAAGUCACAACGACACAAGAAGUCACAACGACACCUGAGGUCACAACGACACCUGAAAUCACAACGACACCUGAAGUCACAACGACACCAGAAGUGACAACGACACCUGAGGUCACAACGACACCUGAGGUCACAACAACACCUGAAGUCACAACGACACCUGAAGUUACAACGACACCUGAAGUCACAACGACACCUGAGGUCACAACGACACCUGAAGUCACAACGACACCAGAAGUGACAACGACACCUGAAGUGACAACGACACCUGAGGUCACAACGACACCUGAAGUGACAACGACACCUGAAGUUACAACAACACCAGAGGUUACAACGACACCUGAAGUCACAACGACACCUGAAAUUACAACGACACCUGAAGUCACAACAACACCAGAGGUUACAACGACACCUGAAGUCACAACAACACCCGAAGUCACAACGACACCUGAAGUCACAACGACACCAGAAGUCACAACGACACCUGAAGUCACAACGACACCCGAGGUCACAACGACACCUGAAGUGACAACGACACCUGAAGUUACAACAACACCAGAGGUUACAACGACACCUGAAGUCACAACGACACCUGAAGUAACAACGACACCUGAAGUCACAACAACACCAGAGGUUACAACAACACCUGAAGUCACAACGACACCUGAGAUCACAACGACACCAGAAGUCACAACGACACCAGAAGUCACAACGACACCAGAAGUCACAACGACACCUGAAGUCACAACGACACCUGAAGUCACAACGACACAUGAAGUCACAACGACACCAGAAGUGACAACGACACCUGAAGUGACAACGACACCUGAGGUCACAACGACACCUGAAGUGGCAACGACACCUGAAGUUACAACAACACUAGAGGUUACAACGACACCUGAAGUCACAACGACACCUGAAGUUACAACGACACCUGAAGUCACAACAACACCAGAGGUUACAACGACACCUGAAGUCGCAACGACACCAGAAGUCACAACGACACCAGAAGUCACAACAACACCAGAAGUCACAACGACCCCUGAAGCGACAACGACACCUGAGGUCACAACGACACCUGAGGUCACAACGACACAAGAAGUCACAACGACACCUGAAGUCACAACGACACCCGAAGUCACAACGACACCCGAAGUCACAACGACACCUGAAGUCACAACGACACCAGAAGUGACAACGACACCUGAGGUCACAACGACACCUGAGGUCACAACGACACCUGAAGCGACAACGACACCUGAGGUUACAACGACACCAGAAGUCACAACGACACCUGAAGUCACAACGACACCUGAGGUAACAACGACACCUGAAGUGACAACGACACCUGAGGUCACAACGACACCAGAAGUCACAACGACACCAGAGGUAACAACGACACCUGAGGUCACAACGACACCUGAGGUCACAACGACACCUGAAGUCACAACGACACCUGAAGUCACAACGACACCUGAAGUUACAACGACACAAGAAGUCACAACGACACCAGAGGUCACAACGACACCCGAAGUCACAACGACACCUGAAAUUACAACAACACCAGAGGUUACAACGACACCUGAAAUUACAACGACACCUGAAGUGACAAUGACACCUGAAGUUACAACAACACCAGAGGUUACAACGACACCUGAAGUCACAACGACACCUGAAGUUACAACGACACCUGAAGUGACAACGACACCUGAGGUUACAACGACACCUGAAGUUACAACAACACCAGAGGUAACAACGACACCUGAGGUCACAACGACACCUGAGGUCACAACGACACCUGAAGUCACAACGACACCUGAAGUCACAACGACACCUGAAGUUACAACGACACCUGAAGUCACAACGACACAAGAAAUCACAACGACACCAGAAGUGACAACAACACCUGAAGUCACAACGACACCAGAAGUCACAACGACACCAGAAGUGACAACGACACCUGAAGUCACAACGACACCAGAGGUUACAACGACACCUGAAGUCACAACGACACCAGAAGUCACAACGACACCAGAAGUGACAACGACACCUGAAGAGACAACGACACCUGAGGUCACAACGACACCUGAAGUGACAACGACACCUGAAGUUACAACAACAUCAGAGGUUACAACGACACCUGAAUUCACAACGACACCUGAAGUUACAACGACACCUGAAGUCACAACAACACCAGAGGUUACAACGACACCUGAAGUCACAACGACACCUGAGGUUACAACGACACCUGAAGUCACAACGACACCUGAGGUCACAACGACACCUGAAGUCACACCGACACCUGAAGUCACAACGACACCUGAAGUUACAACGACACCUGAAGUCACAACGACACCCGAAAUCACAACGACACCAGAAAUCACAACGACACCUGAAGUCACAACGACACCAGAAGUCACAACGACACCAGAAGUGACAACGACACCUGAAGUCACAACGACACCAGAAGUCACAACGACACCUGAAGUCACAACGACACCAGAAGUCACAACGACACCAGAAGUGACAACGACACCUGAAGUCACAACGACACCUGAAGUCACAACGACACCAGAAGUCACUACGACACCAGAAUUGACAACGACACCUGAAGUCACUACGACACCAGAAGUCACAACGACACCUGAAGUCACAACGACACCAGAAUUGACAACGACACCAGAAGUCACAACGACACCAGAAGUCACAACGACACCAGAAGUGACAAUGACACCUGAAGUCACAACGACACCAGAAGUUACAACGACACCUGAAGUCACAACAACACCAGAGGUUACAACGACACCUGAAGUCACAACGACCCCUGAGAUCACAACGACACCUGAAGUCACAACGACACCUGAAGUCACAACGACACCUGAAGUCACAACGACACCUGAAGUCACAACGACACUUGAAGUUACAAUGACACCUGAAGUCACAACAACACCAGAGGUUACAACGACACCUGAAGUCACAACGACACCUGAGAUCACAACGACACCUGAAGUCACAACGACACCUGAAGUGACAACAACACCAGAGGUUACAACGACACCUGAAGUCACAACGACACCUGAAGUCACAACGACACCUGAGGUUACAACAACACCUGCGGUCACAACGACACCAGAGGUUACAACGACACCUGAGGUCACAACGACACCUGAAGUGACAACGACACCUGAAGUGACAACAACACCAGAGGUUACAACGACACCUGAAGUCACAACGACACCUGAAGUCACAACGACACCUGAGGUUACAACAACACCUGCGGUCACAACGACACCAGAGGUUACAACGACACCUGAGGUCACAACGACACCUGAAGUGACAACGACACCUGAAGUUACAACAACACCAGAGGUUACAAUGACACCUGAAAUCACAACGACACCUGCAGUGACAACGACACCUGAAGUCACAACGACACCUGAGGUCACAACGACACCCGUAAUCACAACGACACCUGAAGUGACAACGACACCUGAGGUCACAACGACACCUGAGGUCACAACAACACCUGAAGUGACAACGACACCUGAAGUUACAACAACAACAGAGGUUACAACGACACCUGAAAUCACAACGACACCUGAGGUCACAACGACACCUGAAAUCACAACGACACCUGAAGUCACAACGACACCAGAAGUCACAACGACACCUGAAGUGACAACGACACCUGAGGUCACAACGACACCUGAGGUCACAACGACACCUGAAAUCACAACGACACCUGAGGUCACAACGACACCUGAGGUCACAACGACACCUGAAGUGACAACGACACCAGAAGUCACAACGACACCUGAAGUGACAACGACACCUGAAGUGACAACGACACCUGAAAUCACAACGACACCUGAAGUCACAACGACACCUGAAAUCACAACGACACCUGAGGUCACAACGACACCUGAGGUCACAACGACACCUGAAGUGACAACGACACCUGAAAUCACAACGACACCUGAAGUCACAACGACACCUGAAGUCACAACGACACCAGAAGUCACAACGACACCUGAAGUCACAAUAACACCUGAAGUCACAACGACACCUGAGGUCACAACGACACCAGAAGUCACAACGACACCAGAAGUCACAACGACAUCUGAAGUCACAACGACACCUGAGGUCACAACGACACCUGAGGUCACAACGACACAUGAAAUCACAACGACACCAGAAGUCACAACGACACCUGAAGUGACAACGACACCUGAAAUAACAACGACACCAGAAGUCAUAACGACACCUGAGAUCACAACGACACCUGAGGUCACAACGACACCCGAAAUCACAAUGACACCUGAAGUCACAACGACACCUGAAAUCACAACGACACCUGAGGUCACAACGACACCUGAAAUCACAACGACACCUGAAGUCACAACGACACCUGAGGUCACAACGUCACCUGAAGUGACAACGACACCUGAAAUUACAACGACGCCUGAAGUCACAACGACACCAGAAGUCACAACGACACCUGAGGUCACAACGACACCUGAAGUCACAACGACACCUGAAGUGACAACGACACCUGAAAUCACAACGACACCUGAAGUGACAACGACACCUUUAGUGACAACGACACCUGAAGUUACAACGACACCCGAAGUCACAACGACACCAGAAGUGACAACAACACCAGAAGUGACAACGACACCAGAGGUCACAACAACACCUGAGGUCACAACGACACCUGAGGUAACAACGACACCUGAAGUGACAACGACACCAGAAGUUACAACAACACCAGAGGUUACAACGACACCUGAAAUCACAACGACAAUAGAGGUCACAACGACACCCGAAGUCACAACGACACCAGAGGUCACAACGACACCCGAAGUCACAACGACACCUGAGGUCACAACGACACCUGAAGUGACAACGACACCAGAAGUUACAACAACACCAGAGGUUACAACUACACCUGAAAUCACAACGACACCUGAAGUGACAACGACACCUGAAGUCACAACGACACCCGAGGUCACAACGACACCCGUAAUCACAACGACACCUGAAGUGACAACGACACCUGAAGUGACAACGACACCUGAGGUCAUAACGACACCUGAAGUGACAACGACACCAGAAGUCACUACGACACCUGAAGUGUCAACGACACCUGAAAUCACAACGACACCUGAAGUGACAACGACACCAGAAGUCACAACGACACCUGAGGUCACAACGACACCUGAAGUGACAACGACACCUGAAGUUACAACAACACCAGAGGUUACAACGACACCUGAAAUCAUAACGACACCUGAAGUGACAACGACACCUGAGGUCACAACGACACCUGAAGUCACGACACCUGAAGUCACAACGACACCUGAGGUCACAACGACACCUGAAGUGACAACGACACCUGAGGUCACAACGAUACCUGAAGUCACAACGACACCUGAAAGUACAACAACACCAGAAGUCACAACGACACCCGAAGUUACAACGACACCUGAGGUCACAACUUCACCUGAAAUCACAACGACACCUGAAGUGACAACGACACCUGAAGUGACAACGACACCUGAAGUUACAACGACACCUGAAGUGACAACGACACCUGAAGUCACAACGACACCUGAGGUCAUUACGACACCAGAAGUUACAACAACACCUGAAGUCACAACUACACCAGAAGUCACAACGACACCAGAAGUCACAACAACACCUGAAUUGUCAACGAUACCUGGAGUCACAACGACACCUGAGGUCACAACGACAGCAGAAGUCACAACGACACCUGAAGUUACAACGACACCUGAAGCGACAACGACACCUGAAGUGACAACGACACCUGAGGUUACAACAACACCUGAGGUAACAACGACACCAGAAGUCACAACGACACCUGAAGUGACAACGACACCUGAAGCGACAACGACACCUGAAGUGACAACGACGCCUGAAGUUACAACAACACCAGGAGUCACAACAACACCAGCAGUCACAACAACACCAGCAGUCACAACAACACCAGAAGCCACAACAACACCAGCAGUCACAACAACACCAGCAGUCACUACAACACCAGAAGUUACAACGACACCAGAAGUCACAACGACACCAGCUGGCACAACAACACCAGCUGUCACAUCAACUGAGACCGCCAUUACCACUGAUGCAACCUCUACAACUCUUGCCCCUGAGACACGUGAUGCUUGUGGCCAAUAUGCAGGGCUCUACCUUGAUUAUGGAACAAAUGCUGGUGAUGAGGCAGCCAUACCCUCGGACGAUAGCUGCGAAUCCAUGGUAACGACACCGUAUGACAUACCGUUCAGAGGGUCAGGCUACAGGAAUGUGUUUAUUUGUCCAAACGGUGUUAUGUGCUUCGGGCGUCGGUUCGAGGGUUAUACAAUCCCUUCCGUCAACCGAGCUGUAAACGCUGGAUUCCAAGGAACGGUUUGCCUCACGCCCUACUUUACCGAUCUUGAUCCUACGAAUAACGGCGAAAUAACGUACCAUGUAUACGACUUCACGGAUGUCGGUACGCAAGUGGACGGGGUGUACGACACAGUGGUUGGUCUGGUUGGUAAUGCGUACAACCUGACGGAUUUCGAUGCCGUGUUUGUGCUCAAGGUCACGUGGGCCAAUGUCCAGAAAUACGAGGGGACCAAUUCUGAGAGAGCGACGUUCCAGUCAAUCUACGUCACUGACGGCGUGCGUGCGUACGCUUUCUACUCGUAUAAAGACGGCGGAAUGACGUUUACGUCUGGAAGCCAGUUUAUCGGUCUGAUAGUUGACGGUUACGCUGAAGGGGAGGAUAACACUGCUGACGGAUCCUACCUACGUCAGCCUGACCAGAACCUUAUAUUUAACAACGCCUGUCGUGGAGCUACUUCUUACGUGCUGAGCGAUGAGGAUAACGAGUUACAACUAAACUACAAGGUCCAGUGCCGCGCCUGGCACAAACAGCAGACCCCUCAGCGGAUCUCUAAUCUGGUCCAAUCUCAACGUAUGCCAAAGUGCCCAUGCAACCUUCUGUGGACAUGGUGGGACCGCCAGUUUAGUCUCUUUGACGGCACGUUUGACGGUGAUAUCAUCAGCGUACCUCUAGUGCAUAGCGCGCGCUACUCGACGCACGGAAAAGCUUGCGCGUACGACACCAACACGUUCCAAUUUAUUCCAACGGGACUCCACGCGGGUACCUUCCAGCGCUACAACUCCCUUGCGUACCCCCGGGACCACGCCCUUGAAGACACGCAGUUCCAAGAAAUAUGUUGCCAGCGGGCGGGUCUCUGUAACCUCUAUUGGGAAGUCAGACCUCUGUCCGCUCAGUGUUACAGUGCAUUCCCGUUCUCACUGCGAGGUAGGGGUGUUGGUGACCCUCACAUAACUACGAUAGACGGAGUCAAGUACACGUUUAACGGCCACGGUGAAUACGUUCUAACACGCGUCGUGGACGCUGACGACAAGGCAUUUGAGAUCCAGUGCCGUACGUCGCGCGCUACCAAGUCAGACGGUACUGUCUCCCUUGCGACCGUUUUCAGUGGCUUCGCUGUCAAGGGAGACAACGUUUGGUUCCAGGCCGAACUCAACGGAACAAAAGACGGAAUGGCCGUGUAUUUUGGCACUAGCCCUGAUGAUUAUGCUGAUGUCACUUCCGACUACUACAAUCUGACGUCAAACAUGCGCGUGGAAAUUGACGGUCUCACUGUUACGCGAGAUAACAGCGAGAACACUGUCUCCGCAGUGUUUGGUGAUACCGGCCUUACCUUCAAUGUGACAAUGGGCUACCGGCUGCUGCAGAUGUCCAUAGCUAUGCCCAACACGCUCAAGAACAGGGGCGCGGUCGGGUUGCUAGGCAACUUCAACGGUAACAAAGGUGACGAGUACAUUCCACGCGACCAGACGACGUCACUGACGAAUCCUACCAACCGCGUGAUCUUCAACCAGUUUGGAAAUACGUGGAUGACAACUGAACAAGAAUCCAUCUUCAAAUACGACGACGGCAUCCGGCACGCCGACUUCUCAUUUCCGGAUUUCGUGCCCGAGUUCUUGGAUGAGGCUGAUGCUGCAGACGUAUCACAGGCCAAUGUGACGUGUAACGGAAACCUGCAGUGCAUGUUUGACCUCAUAUUCACCGGAAAUGAGGAGUUGGCGGCGCAGACCGGAAGUACCGAAGAUGAUGCAGAAGCUACCAAUACCCAAGCGAGUAACCAGAUUCCUACUAUAAACGCCACGUCUGGUACGUCAACUGUUGACGCUCAGACUUACGUUUACGCAACCGUCAACCAGCCGAAAACGUUCAGCGUUCAGGGUGUUGAUCCGGGAGAUACUUUAACAUACCUGUUUGUUGCCAACACGCUUGGUGCAACGUUUGGAUCGCAAAAUCAAGACAGCCCCGUUGACGUCAGCUUAACGUUGACUGAUACCAACCCGGGGACCAUCAGCUUGGCGGUUGUGGACACUCAGAACGUGCGCUCACCGGAACUUGACGUGGUGAUCGUGCUGUGUACCGGAUGUAACAACCACGGGACGUGCGACAAUGAUCAGCUACGUGAAGGUGGAACGGACAGCUUCAAAUACGCCACGUGCAUCUGUGAGGUCUACUGGACAGGUGAAGACUGUGAGCUAGACGUUGACGGCUGUGAGACGGACCCGUGUUCAGUGGGGCGUAAUUGUUCCGACGUAGCGGCAAACGUCCAUAAGGCCAACCCUUCUCUCAAGGCGUACACGUGUUCCCCGUGUCCAGACGGAUACUCGGAUGUGGACGACAAAUGCAUAGAUGUCAACGAGUGUACCACUGCCAACCCGUGCAGCAGCAACUCCGUGUGUGUGAACACAGAAGGCAGCUACAGAUGUGACUGCAAUGCCGGCUUCCGGUUAUCAUCCACUGAUAGAAACGUCUGCAAUGAUAUUGAUGAGUGCGCGGAGUCUACUUCCGGUUGUGCGCAGAUUUGCUCAAACACGGCGGGCGGAGUCACCUGCUCCUGUGUCCCGAGCUACACCCUGGACGGCAACGGAAAGACUUGCACUAAGGACGCGGUUCCCGCUACCGGAUGUGACAUCAUCGAUUGCUCCCAAGCGGACGGAUGUACACUUGUAAAUGAAACAGCAGCAUGCUUCUGUGCGGCUGGCUACCAGCUUCAACAGGACAACUCAUGCACAGACAUAAACGAGUGCGAUUCAAACGCAUGCUCACAGGAAUGUGCUAACACAGACGGCAGUUUUACGUGCAGCUGUUAUCCUGGAUACCGUCUAGCAGACGACAAAAUCUCGUGUUCAGCGUGCAUAUUCCCCUCAUAUGGUACGAACUGCGCGCGCACAUGCCAAUGUGGGCGUGGCUCCCUUCGCUGUGACCCUGUCAGGGGGUGUGUCUGCAAGGCCGGAUGGACAGGUGUCAACUGUGACACUGACAUGAACGAAUGUGAAACACCAAACGUGUGUAAUGACGUCAACAAGGUCUGCACUAAUACGAUUGGUUCAUACACAUGCACGUGUCGUCAAGGAUACAUCAAUGAGAAUGGAGUCUGUGUCGAUGUCGACGAGUGCGCGACGCCCUCCCUUAACACGUGUCAGCAGUUAUGUACGAACAACGUGGGCGGAUUCACGUGCUCUUGUUCCAGUGGUUACGUCAUCAACAGUACUGACAUCACCAGAUGUGCAGAUUUUGAUGAAUGCGCGGCCGGUGUGUCAGGCUGUGAACAGAGUUGCAAAAACAGUGUUGGGAGGUUUAGCUGUGAAUGCUUUUUCGGGUACAGAAUUAAUUCCGACAGAAUAACUUGCACCGAAGUUGAGAACGUGUGUGCGACUGAGUUCCCUGAUAACGGAUGUAGUCAGAUCUGCCGCGCCGACCAGCAGACACAGACCUACGAGUGCCUCUGUAACACCGGCUUCCAACUGGGAGCUGACCAGAAGACCUGCAUAGAUGUGAACGAGUGUACCUCUGCAACACUUAACUUGUGCACCCAGACAUGUCUGAACAAUGAUGGCGGCUACGUUUGUCAGUGUGAGACCGGCUUUAAGUUGGAGAACGACGAGAGGACUUGUGCAAUCUGUGACGCCUACCACUAUGGCGACAACUGCGCACUGGAGUGUAGCUGUGGUGUUGGUGCAGAGCGAUGUGAUCAUGUGACCGGAUGUGUAUGCAAGAGCGGCUGGACGGGCGACAAAUGCGACGCGGACCAGGAUGAGUGCGCGACCGGAAGUGAUGAUUGUAACGGAAGUAACGAGAUUUGCGUUAACACACCUGGCUCCUUCCAAUGUGAAUGUGAAUCCGGAUAUGAGCGUGAUGGCUCGAACAACUGCGUUGAUGUGAACGAGUGUACAGCGGGGACGAGCGAGUGUGCCCAGAUAUGUUCAAACACAGCGGGCGGAUAUAGCUGCAGCUGUAACCCGGGCUUUGUUGCCGACAGAAACUCAUGCAAUGACAUUAACGAGUGUGAUGGUGUGAACAACUGCAGCCAGGUGUGUGAAAACACCGUCGGCGGGUACCGUUGCUCGUGUGAACCAGGCUUUGUCCUUGACACCAGCGAUAGACGGACGUGCUUGCCUGCUGAAGUGUGCCAGGCGAGCCCAUGCAACGCCAACGCCGACUGUGCCGUAGUUGAAGCGGAAGAAAAGUGUUUCUGCAAGGCUGGUUUCACCUUCGCUGCCGGGUCCAGCACAGACUGCGAAGACAUUCUUGAGUGUGGCCAAACCCCGGCCGUGUGCAGUCAGGGUUGUACAGAACUUGCCGGAGGGUAUACAUGUUACUGUGACCAGGACGGAUUCCAACUGGAUGCUGACCAGAAAACUUGCAUAGUGUGUGACGCGGGUUUCUGGGGCGGCAACUGCUUGAAUACAUGCACGUGCAACGAUGCAAACACCGAGUCAUGUGCCCCGACAGACGGCUCAUGCACAUGCAAAUCUGGCUGGACCGGAAGCAUAUGCGCAUCGAAUAUCGAUGAGUGUACCGACCAGUCAAUCUGUCCGGACAACUCGGCGUGCCAAGACACGGCCGGCUCUUUCGAAUGUAUCUGUAAUACUGGAUACGUCGCCUCCGCUGACGGAACCUGUCAAGUAUGUCCAGCCAACACGUACGGUCUCAACUGUGCGAAUAGUUGCACGUGUAACGUGGCGAAUACCGCCAGUUGCUCGAACGAAAAUGGUGCAUGCACGUGUAAAUCGGGAUGGAGCGGCCCCACGUGCGAUACGGAUGUCGAUGAAUGUUCCACGACAAAUAUCUGCGGAGAUGUGCUCAAAACGUGCACGAACACAGCUGGGUCUUACACGUGUGAUUGUGCUUCCGGUUACACAAUCAAUAGUGACGGCGUCUGCGUUGAUGACGACGAGUGUUUGUUGGGAACGGACACCUGUUUACAGAAGUGUACAAAUAUUCCGGGAUCUUUCGAAUGUGGAUGUUUCGCAGGGUAUUCUGGCACCGGAAACUCGUGCACACAGUGCACGGGUAACACGUAUGGCGUGCAAUGUAAUAUGACGUGCACUUGCGAGGCUGCCAACACGGAGAGAUGUGAUCCCGUGACCGGAUGUGUGUGUAGCGCCGGCUGGGAGGGCGUCGACUGUGCCACGGACGUCAACGAAUGCGCGCUUAACACGGAUAACUGUACCCAGGACUCGACGUGCACAAAUACAGACGGGUCUUUCGAGUGUCCCUGUAAUUUAGGAUUUAUCAGCAGCAAUGGACUCUGUGAAGCGUGUUCUGGAAACACUUUUGGCGACAGCUGCACUUACUCCUGCGAUUGUGUCAGGGAAAACACGCUUGUGGCGUCACAGUCGUGUAACCACGUAACCGGAAUUUGCGAGUGUAGCGCGUUCUGGAAUGGCACCCGGUGCGAGGUAGACAUAGACGAGUGUGCGUCGGAAACCAACCCCUGUCCGGAAGCGGAAAACAAAUACUGUCACAACAUUGAGGGCGGUUUCGAGUGUUCUUGUCUGCUGGGAUUCACGGAAGACGCGAAUGGAAUUUGCGUUGAGACAGCUACAACAACGGCUACACUACCUGCUAACCAGGACCGUGUUCGAAUCUUCAUGGUGCUACAAGUCUCGGACUCCUCCUUAGACGGUCUCAACUUUGACGUUAAGUCCACCUUUGAUGAAUGGGCCGCUUACGUCGCUAAAUCGUUGAAGAACUACUAUGCUACGUACAUGGGCACCAACGUAGUUGACGUCAUUGUCACCGGCCUUAGACGCGGGAGUCUGGAAGUUGACGCUACAGUAGUGAAGAAGGACAGUACAGACUCCGACCAGGCAUUCGCGGUAGCCACCUCAGCGUUAACGUCAAACACCAACCUUACUAUCAAUGACCAAACGUACAUCGGAAAACUGACGGCUGUCGAGGGCACUCAAGUUGACACCACCAAGGGCGUUGCAGGUCUGAAGUGUGAAAUUUUACUUCUUGAUGAGGGUCAGUGUCCAGACAAAUAUGAGUGUGUGGUCAUCGAUUCCAACCCCAUCUGCCAGCCUGUACAAACGAACGAUGACUUAUCCCUGGUGUUAGGCCUCGGACUUGGGAUUCCUCUCGGUCUUAUAGCGGCUCUUGUGAUAGCCGUGGCUAUGGUGUACGCCUUCCGGACGCGCCGCCGUAAACGGUUCUCCACAGACGGCGACUACGACCGGGAGUCAAUUAAUCAAGGAUUCUUUACGCGAGGCAUGCCGGUGAAGAUAAAUACAUGGGGCCGCGGUGACCCCUUUUCCGGUCCACAGCGGUGGGCUGACGACUCUUCCUCUUCGUUCUCCGAUGAGAAGGGUCACCGGGGCCGCCCGAGGGAUUUCGACUAUAGCCGGGCUGAUCAGUACUUGUAUGACAAUCAACAGUCCAAUUUUUCGUGGGAUUUCCUGUACAACUACAUUAGUCCAAAUGAAAGGUACCACAUACAGCGGCCACAUGCAGAUCCCAAACCCCACCCGGCCUAUAUUCAACCAAACCCUUGAAGCCAGCUUUGUUAGGGCAUUCUAGACAAUACAUAAAUGUGUUCAAACAGUUUUGUGACCAGUACAAUUUACCCGGAAGUUCAGGUCACGUGAUUCUAUACUUAAAACAACAACAACGAUGGUGCGUGACGUCAUGGUGCUUCCGGAGACGUUCGUCUCUCACGUGAUCUACCUACGUGCCCUGUCUUAGACGCUAUAGACGUUAUAUGCGAGUGUUAUUUAUUGUCUGUUGCGUAAAAUGCAAGAGUUUUGGUUUAAUUGGUUGUGCACAAAUUAUUUAAAAUAUGUUAUAUAGGACAAAUGCAUAAUGAUUAUUUCUUGUACUGCUAUAGUGCUUGCAUAUAGAAUUGCCGACAAUUACAGUACUUUAAUAAUAUAUUCGACAAUUCACAACAUACUCGAACAUAUAUAAAG
This is a messenger RNA of Mya arenaria, 15457 nucleotides long. RefSeq names its product mucin-17-like. Gene Ontology annotation, molecular function: calcium ion binding. The record is from RefSeq and is a predicted model, not a curated record. The coding region runs from base 368 to 15043 and encodes 4891 amino acids. Lineage: Eukaryota; Metazoa; Mollusca; Bivalvia; Myida; Myidae. The transcript has 47 exons. Gene Ontology annotation, biological process: cell-matrix adhesion.